Hordeum vulgare subsp. vulgare (domesticated barley) is the source of this 1413-nucleotide messenger RNA. RefSeq names its product LOB domain-containing protein 11-like. Lineage: Eukaryota; Viridiplantae; Streptophyta; Magnoliopsida; Poales; Poaceae. The transcript is spliced from 2 exons. The record is from RefSeq and is a predicted model, not a curated record. Gene Ontology annotation, biological process: hormone-mediated signaling pathway; positive regulation of DNA-templated transcription. The coding region runs from base 101 to 778 and encodes 225 amino acids. Gene Ontology annotation, cellular component: nucleus.
GCCAUUAGGGAGACCAUGUCAAAUUAAUUACUCAACAAACUGAGCUAACCCUGGUACGUACCCCCACUGCUGGAGUAGCCUUUAUAAAUGGGAAGGAUUGAUGAUUCAGUUCACAGGCUGCAAGGAACAAGAGUACACUACCAAUAUCGAUCAGGCACCAGAAGCGAUGACAGGGUUUUCCUCUCCAUGCGGAGCAUGCAAGUUCCUUCGGAGGAAGUGCGUCAGUGGGUGUGUCUUCGCCCCACACUUCUGCCAUGAGCAAGGCGCUGCACAUUUUGCCGCCAUUCAUAAGGUCUUUGGUGCAAGCAAUGCCUCAAAGCUCCUCAUGAGCCUCCCUGCGACCGACCGCCGCGAGGCUGCAGUCACCAUCUCUUACGAGGCACAGGCCAGGCUACAUGAUCCAGUAUAUGGUUGUGUCGCGCACAUAUUUGCUCUGCAGCAACAGGUUGUAACUCUGCAAGCACAGUUGGAGUCGCUUAAAACUGGGGCGCCACAACUGGUGUCAAGCCUGGAAGAAGACAGUAUUAAGGCCAAGAUUAUGGCUUACGAGAAAGGGGAAGCUAGGAUGCCACAGCUAGGAGAAUCGGUUAAGAUUGAGAGUGAGAGCUAUUUCGGAGAUGAUGUCAUGGCCUGCACUUCCAUGCCAUAUUCUCAGGGUUACAGUUCACAUAUAUACACAACCGACUAUACAGACUCGUUUAAUGAUGACAGUAUCAACAGAAGCACCAUGUUUCCCGUUGAUAUGCAAGAAUAUCUGCAAGAGAAUGGGUAUUACUGAUACAGAGGGGCUCUAGUUGGUUGCCUUUGCAUAUAUCAACUAGGUGCCACACCAUGUUCUUUAGUAGCUGCAAAACAAGCAGUAGCCCUCCUUGGGUCAAAUUCUAAGACAUGGACAACCAUUGUAGAAUGUUCCAUGAGCAGCCUGUACUAAAAUGCUGAAUAAAGCAGGGUGUAGAAUCGGAGAUACUUCAUCAAUUGUUUUUUUUUUUAGCCUAGUGAGUUGGCAAGAAUCAGAGAUACUGAUAUGCCAAGCUAUGUUUUUCUUUCUCCUUUGAUCAUUAAUUCAUUGCCUGCAAGCUAGAUAUUCUGUCAAGUUCAUUUCACACAUUCCAAACCAAUACAGUACUAGGUGGAAUGGAAGUGAAGAUCUGACUCAAUGGAAAUCAGCCAAAUAACUAGUCCACGCCAAAACUGCCCGUGGCCGAGUGGCGGUUCCUAGGUGUGUGACAGAGCCGGAAAGCAGAUGACAAGUCUCCGAUUGUGAUAGAUUUAAUCAGAAGGUGCAGUAUGCAAUCCUUAAUUAGUAAGAUGGGAUGGCUGCCAUGUUUUUUGUGCGGAUUAGGAGGAGGCAUUUCGUCGAACAGGUUGAGUUCAUGGCGGGUGAUACUUGGAGUCAAAGAUAGGUCGAGGUAG